Electrophorus electricus (electric eel) is the source of this 3056-nucleotide messenger RNA. It is a transcript of the gene nr2f1a, whose product is annotated as nuclear receptor subfamily 2, group F, member 1a. The record is from RefSeq and is a predicted model, not a curated record. NCBI's taxonomy places the organism in Eukaryota, Metazoa, Chordata, Actinopteri, Gymnotiformes, Gymnotidae. Gene Ontology annotation, molecular function: zinc ion binding; DNA-binding transcription factor activity; sequence-specific DNA binding. Gene Ontology annotation, biological process: regulation of DNA-templated transcription.
GUCGCCUUUGAUUAUCAGUUGCCAGCAGCCCCUCUCUUGGCUCCUUGACACGAGCACCAUAUAAGGCGCAGCGAUCUCCAUAGAAACGUGUCAGUUUCAAUAGUAGUGUCAAAGUUCACUAUAUACAGACAUUCGCGCAGAUCUCCGUUUCGGAAACAUUGCUCCGCUGGUCCUCCCGUUCAAACGCAUUCAUUUUUGGGUCUCUGCUUCUUGCAUAUUCUAUUAGUUGUUGUUUUCUUCUCUCUCUUUAUGCUCGCUGCGUUCCGACUGGAGAGGUGAAACUGCAUAGGCACUCGGGCGACGUUGUUUUUGCUGGAGCAGAUGAGCUAUAUUCAUGAACAUAGAUAGAGAAUUCCGCUCUUCAGUCCUUCCUUCUCUCCAACCGCGAAGACGGAGAAAGGAGCGGGGGGAAGAAAAAAGAAGGGAAUUUAUUUCGCACCGGACUUUGGAUCUCGGACCCGCCAGAGAGCUUUUAUUUUUCUUUCGACAUCAAUGUGAAGAAUUUUAAUUAAGAUAUUUUGAACAAAACUGAUUUUUGUUACGUUUGGGUUCGCUUUCUCUACACGAUUGGGCUCCCGAAUGGCUGACUGCAAUUUACCUUGGAACUGGCCUCCCGACAAUUGCAUAUCCUGAUCGGGUGCAUUUUCUAUCGACUCUUGUAUUUUGAAUGUAUUGAUCGUCUAAGGUUCUUACUUUUUCCUAUGAGAUUGGCUGCUCCAGUUUGACUUCGCGCUGCCUUUCGUCCGAGAUCUCCCGUUUCCCUGCUCUGAUAUCCGAGCGACCAGUUCGCUUGAAAGCACUUUUCGGGCCCGAGAUAUGGCAAUGGUAGUUAGCGUCUGGCGAGAUCCGCAGGAAGACGUGGCCGGAGGACCACCGAGCGGCCCCAAUCCGGCAGCGCAGCCGGCGAGGGAGCAACAGCAGGCGGCGUCGGCAGCGCCUCACACUCCGCAGACCCCCAGCCAGCCAGGACCCCCGUCAACACCGGGGACGGCUGGUGACAAGGGAAGCCAGAAUUCUGGACAGAGCCAACAGCAUAUAGAAUGUGUUGUCUGCGGGGACAAAUCGAGUGGCAAGCACUAUGGUCAGUUCACCUGCGAGGGAUGCAAAAGUUUCUUCAAGCGGAGUGUCCGGCGGAACUUAACGUAUACGUGCCGUGCCAACAGGAACUGUCCUAUCGACCAGCACCAUCGUAAUCAGUGCCAAUACUGUCGGCUUAAGAAGUGCUUAAAAGUGGGCAUGCGGAGGGAAGCGGUUCAGCGAGGAAGAAUGCCUCCAACCCAGCCGAACCCAGGCCAGUACGCGCUAACGAACGGAGACCCUCUGAACGGCCAUUGUUACCUCUCCGGAUACAUCUCGUUACUGCUUCGGGCCGAGCCUUACCCUACGUCUCGAUAUGGCAGCCAGUGUAUGCAGCCCAACAAUAUUAUGGGAAUCGAGAAUAUCUGCGAGUUAGCGGCUCGCUUGCUCUUCAGUGCCGUGGAAUGGGCGCGGAACAUCCCUUUCUUUCCCGACCUGCAGAUCACCGAUCAGGUGUCCCUGCUCAGACUCACGUGGAGCGAGUUGUUUGUGCUUAACGCGGCGCAGUGCUCCAUGCCCCUUCACGUGGCCCCGCUGCUCGCGGCCGCCGGCCUGCACGCCUCGCCGAUGUCUGCAGACCGGGUAGUGGCUUUCAUGGAUCACAUUCGCAUCUUCCAGGAGCAGGUCGAGAAACUCAAAGCGCUGCACGUCGAUUCGGCAGAGUACAGCUGCAUCAAGGCUAUUGUGCUCUUCACGUCAGACGCUUGCGGCCUGUCAGAUGCUGCACACAUCGAGAGCCUACAAGAGAAGUCUCAGUGCGCCCUAGAGGAAUACGUGCGAAGCCAGUACCCGAACCAACCCAGUCGCUUUGGCAAGCUUUUGCUGCGAUUGCCUUCCCUCCGCACUGUCUCCUCGUCGGUAAUUGAACAGCUGUUCUUCGUUCGCUUGGUAGGUAAAACUCCCAUUGAAACCCUCAUCAGGGAUAUGUUAUUAUCCGGGAGCAGCUUCAACUGGCCAUACAUGUCCAUUCAAUGAUCCCAAAUGAGCGCGUGAAACAAAAAGAGACUAACGGACCAAAAGUCUACACCCAUCUUUCAAGAAGACUAUAUAUAGGACCUCGUUUCUGAUCACCUUGGAAGACAUUCUUUUUUGUUGUCUUCUUGGACCGAGAUGGAAUAAGUAAUGUACAAAGAUAAAGGAACUGGACACUCCCGUGUAAACCCAUCGCCAUCGUCAAGAACACUUUCCAUUUUGUAAAAUACUAGUCUUUAUUUUCCUUUUUUUUGUAAAAAAGAAAUCAAAAACAAAAACAACAUACGUACAGAUAAAUUGAAGAACAUCAUAUGCGCAGUAAAAUGAAUCAAGACUUAGCGGGAAAGUAAUGUUUCCAAGCAAUUAUAAGAAAUGUCCUGUGUCUAUGUAUCUCUGUUUUGUAUUUUUUCUGGUUCUAAACCAGUUUUUUUCUGUGAUUCUAUACUAAUGAUUUUGAUAUAACCUUUUGCUUCUUAUAAUGAGUGCGAUAUAUGUUGUUGAAGCUAUGUUCUCCAAGAAUUAAAAUUGAAGUGAGAAUUUAAAACAUAAAAUAAAGAAAAUUUUAGACAAAUAAGAAACAGUCUAAUCGCAAUGACAAUAUCACUGAUGGUUGUACAACACCCCCCCCCCCCCCCCCCCCCAAUUGAUGCUAUGGACGUGCAACUGCGGCAAAAAUGACCUCAUGGACAAUUUAAGGAGAGGACGCCGGUGAAACUUUUUUCUUGGUUGUGUGUGAGUGCGUGUUUGAGUCAAUCAUCAGUCAAAGAGGAUAGACAUGAAAAAUCAAAGCACUUUUAAUAUAUCAUUUUCAAAUACAUUUUGUUUGUUUCGUCUUGAUAUUUUUGUUUGGAUUUUUUUUGUUUUGUUUUGUUUUGUUUGUUUGUUUGUUUUCUUUUUCUCUAUCGGUUGUUGCUUCCGUUUUGCUCAACCCAUGAUAUGCUUGUGCAGAAGGGUCGCUUGAUGAAGUUGUGUGAUGGUGACUAUACUAUUAAAAAAAUAGGCAACUA